Drosophila arizonae is the source of this 511-nucleotide messenger RNA. Its product is annotated as U6 snRNA-associated Sm-like protein LSm4. Gene Ontology annotation, biological process: nuclear-transcribed mRNA catabolic process; mRNA splicing, via spliceosome. The record is from RefSeq and is a predicted model, not a curated record. NCBI's taxonomy places the organism in Eukaryota, Metazoa, Arthropoda, Insecta, Diptera, Drosophilidae. Gene Ontology annotation, molecular function: RNA binding.
AAGCUGCCGCUAUCACUUUUAAAAACAGCUCAAAGUCAUCCUAUGCUGGUGGAGCUGAAAAAUGGAGAAACCUACAAUGGUCAUUUAGUUAGUUGCGACUCUUGGAUGAAUAUUAACCUGCGUGAUGUAAUUUGUACUUCAAAGGAUGGCGACAGAUUUUGGCGCAUGCCGGAAUGCUAUAUACGUGGUAGCACAAUAAAGUAUCUACGUAUUCCAGACGAAGUGAUCGACAUGGUAAAAGAAGAUGCACAAGCCAAAUCAAGGAAUCGUGCUGAAAUGAACAAAAAUCGCGGCGGCAACUCAUCGCAGAAUCAAAACCAACGUGCACCACGGAGUGGAAAUCGAAACAACUUUGGUGUUCGCAGUGGGCCUAGCGGUGGAGGACUUGGCAAUGGAGGUAUGCGAGGUGGAAAUGCAGGACAAGGCAAUCGUCCACCCCCUCAGGGAAAUAAACUUAGAAAGUAAUAUUAAAUUGUGUUUAAACUAAUUAAAUGCGACUCAUUUGAUAGUA